CUCGACCCUGUUCCAAAAUUUCCUCUUUGUGUUGAGGAUUUUUCGACGCUUGCUAGCCCGAUGUUUGUGUUUUCUGGCGGGAGUUCUGGAUCGGCCCUGCCUCCGAGUACAACAGACACCAAGAGCAAGGCAGGAAAGGUAACAUCGCGGAAACCUGCUCUCCAUCAGCCUUCCAAGCAACAUCCGCUUGCAUCCGGUGUGGCCUCGACCAUUCGCAAGACUUCAACAUCGACAAAACCAGUUCCGUUUACGUUCAGGACUAAUCUUUCUUCGAGGACUGGUAGGUCGAGCUCCGGAGCUCCCCUCUCACCAAAAGCAGAGAAGUCGGCCAACACCGAGGCGCCCCCUGUGGCAAAGGACGAUAACAUUGAACCUCAAGUAGAGCCCGCGGGAGCAAUCAACGAGCCUAUUUAUGACCUUGACAAAGUGAAAGCUGCCAAAGUUUGUUCUUCCCCAUACCUGUCGGCUUUCUGCUUCUCAACGAUGCAGGUGGAGUUGAAGCAUCUCCGGAGUUUGACAGUAGACGCGUCAGACCUCAGUAAGGACCACGAACUACAGGCCGCGCCUCUCAUUACAAGAGAAGCGUAUAUCACUGCUGGAUACAAGAAACAUUCCACACCAUAUGGAGUGAUGGGUCAAGUGUUGUCAAUAUAUUCGAAAUCAAGUGCCUACGUCCCUGUAGAUCCUAGACUCUAUGUCAAUACAAAUACGCCAUUCACCGCUGUAGUGUGCGGAGUACAAGGCUCGGGAAAAUCACAUACAGUUUCGGUCCUCCUCGAAAACAUGCUCAUUCCGAAACUCCAGGAAAUAGGUUCCCUGCAGCAGUCUCUAGCAGGACUCGUCCUCCACUUUGGGGAAGGUGGUGUCGGUUCUCUUCCGAGCGAGGCUGCAUGGGUCGGUGUUCCGUCAAUGGAGGGUGUAAGAACGCCGAAAGUGCGAGUCUUCGUGUCGAAGUCUUCUCUCAAUACUAUGAAGAGCGUUUAUGCCCCUCUUGGAAAGAAUGUUGAAGUGGUUCCCCUAUUAUUCAACGAGACAGAGUUAGAUGCACAAGCUUUUCUAUCUAUGAUGGCUGUCGGGUCGUCAGAUUCCGCGCCACUCUACAUCCAGAUCGUUUUGAGCAUUCUCCGAGAUUUGGGAGAGUCGUUCUCGUACAAACUAUUCAUGGAUCGACUUGACGAAGAGAAAAGAUCGUUCAACCCCGCGCAAGUUGCCGGUCUUGAGCAGCGUUUAGCCCUCUUGAAUUCGUUCAUGGUGUCCAAUGGUCCACAGUCAGCCACUUUUGGUUCAAAGACGUACGCCAAUACCAGUGGACCCAGAUCAAAUGUUCUUGCUCCCAAAUCGACCCCGCGUCGUUUCGCUGCCGGACAAUUGACCAUUGUUGAUUUAUCGGAUCCAUUCAUUGACACAGGCUCUGCGUGCGGUUUGUUCGAGAUCGUCACGAGGCUAUUCGUGAGGGCUGAGGUUGAAACUGGAAAGGUUCUUGUUGUCGAUGAAGCCCACAAGUACUUGUCCACAAACAGAGGGGUUUCAGGGCUAACCAAGGCCAUUUUGACCCUCACGAGAGAGCAGAGACAUUUAGGGAUGCGUGUCAUCAUUUCUACCCAAGAGCCAACUGUGGUGCCACCUGUCUUGUUAGACUUGUGUACUGUCGCUAUUAUGCAUCGGUUUUCUUCUCCGGCGUGGUGGGACCACCUCGCACGGCACAUCUCUGCUGACGUGUCUGUAGAUGCAGCAUUUGACACUGUUGUUAAGCUCCAGACUGGUGAGGCGAUUGUUCUUGCGCCAUCGGGGCUUGGCGUGUUCCCCCAGGAUGAAGAGAUUGCCAGCCCUGAGGGUGAUACCCCAACUGUCUUGAAGAUGAGCCAAUUUGGAAGACGUUACAUUAUCAUGAAGACACGUGCUCGUGUCACGAAAGACGGAGGGACUUCGGUUCUUGUUGUUCCCCAUCAAGAAGAAAGCGAGGAGUCAGAGGAGUCAGAGAGCGAAGAGGAAGCAUCUGAGGAUGAGGAAUCUGAAUAAGUUAAUCACAUAUCUUACCUACUAUUAUUAAUAACCACAAUAUUUGCUGAUUCUCAUGAUACUCACUUCAUUAUAAGUAGUCUACUUAGUUCAUAAAAGCAUUGUUUACAUCUGUUUACUA
Suillus plorans is the source of this 2140-nucleotide messenger RNA. RefSeq lists its product as uncharacterized. The transcript is spliced from 11 exons. NCBI's taxonomy places the organism in Eukaryota, Fungi, Basidiomycota, Agaricomycetes, Boletales, Suillaceae. The coding region runs from base 61 to 2019 and encodes 652 amino acids. The record is from RefSeq and is a predicted model, not a curated record.